This is a messenger RNA of Tribolium castaneum (red flour beetle), 2512 nucleotides long. It is a transcript of the gene Ptp36E, whose product is annotated as Protein tyrosine phosphatase 36E. Gene Ontology annotation, biological process: protein dephosphorylation. The record is from RefSeq and is a predicted model, not a curated record. The transcript is spliced from 14 exons. NCBI's taxonomy places the organism in Eukaryota, Metazoa, Arthropoda, Insecta, Coleoptera, Tenebrionidae. Gene Ontology annotation, molecular function: protein tyrosine phosphatase activity. The coding region runs from base 266 to 2353 and encodes 695 amino acids.
ACAGCUGAUCGCCAGCGACGCCUGCCAGACGACGCUAGUGUGUGCGUCGCGACGCUCUGGAACACACGCGUCGGACGUCGGCAAAGCACGUGUUUUUUUACUUGAAACGCGAGUGAUUUUUUACUGUGUGGCAAGUGCUGCAAAACAGAGAGUUGAAUCAAAGGCAGGGAGAAAAUAAGUGUUAUUUACAAAAUGCUGGUGGAUCGUCGACGAUUUAUGAGAUAGGUCGUUGAUUUGAGAGAACUGCGAUAAACAGGGUGUCAUAAUGUCGAGUGAGCCGGAUAUGAAACUAAAGGAACAUGCUUCAGGAACUGUUCGAAGGAAGCACAGAUCGCGAUCUACCCCAAGAUACAACGAUGUGGAGAAGCCGAGGAAAAAGCGGCACAUCAGUGCCGCAACGUCGCUAGUGACUCUCCCCAACACGAUUAAACUGUCUAUGCUUAACAGUGGACUUCUGCCUACGAGCAGAUAUAACAAUGAAAACGGCUCGCUGGUGGCCACCAUCACCGACAGCCCCAUCGAACUCAAGGACUACAUCAAGGUCUGCGAGGAGCGCAGAAAAUUCCCAGUUCUGUAUAAGCUAGAGUUUCAAAUUGCGAUUAAAGUCGAGACUCACUCGUGCCGCCACGGCACCAGACGGGCCAACCUCGAGAAAAAUCAGAACCAAAAAUGCAUUCCUUAUGAUUAUAAUAGGGUAGUUCUAGAAACGAUAGAGGGCGAACACGACUCGGACUACAUUAACGCGUCUUAUGUCGAUAGUUUAUUAAAGCCUAACGCUUACAUCGUAACCCAAGGACCAACCGAAGAGACCGUCACGGAUUUCUGGCGCAUGGUGUGGCAGGAGAAGGCCUGCUGUAUCGUCAUGCUGACGAAGACGUUCGACUUUAUCAAGGUGAUGUGCGUGCAGUACUGGCCGGCGUCCAAGGACCUGGAGGAGACCUACGGCGGGAUAACUAUCGGGAUAAUGCAGGAGGAGGAAUUGGCCAAUUUCCACAUCCGCACGUUCCGACUGACGAAAAAACAGGAGGAACAAGUGGUUGAAGAGAGAUUUAUUCUCCAGUUCCACUUUACCGAAUGGCACAGUCAUACGUGUCCGUUUAGUAACGCCGUCUUGGAGUUCAGGAGGCGGGUGAGGGCUGUGGUGGGGCACAGGAUCAAGUCGAAUGAGGCUGGACCUAUGGUGGUCCAUUGCAAUGAUGGGGGCGGGCGAUCGGGGGUUUAUUUGGCCAUUGAUGCCAACAUGGAGUUGCAAGAGGAAGAGGAUAAGUUUGACGUUUUCGGUUAUUUGAAGAAGUUGAGACAGUCCAGGAAAGGGCUAGUUGAAAACGUGGAACAGUACAAGUUCAUUUACGACACCCUGGAGGAGUACGUCACUUGUGGCAACUCCUGGUUCCCUGUGAGCGAGCUCUCGCAGCGCCUCAAGCAAAAAUCGGCCAAAAACACGCUCUCAAAACUCAACGAAUACCAACGCGAGUACUCGCUCAUCUGCAAGCAAACCCCCCGUUUCACGAUCGGCGACUGUGCCGGGGGGCACCGUGGAGACAACCGCAAGAAGAAUCGAGACGUCCUCAUAGUCCCCCCCGACAAUUUCCGGCCGUAUUUGACCUCAUUCCAGGGCAACAACUACACGGACUACAUCAACGCCGUUUUCGUCGAUGGCUACACCAAACCGCGGGAGUACAUCGUGACCGAAUGGCCCCUGAAGUCGACCUGUGGCGAAUUCUGGUCGCUGGUGUAUGACUACGAGUGUUCGGCUGUUGUCGUUCUUUGUGUUCCGCCGCAUAAUUCGAUUUUGGCGCAGCAACAAUUCCCGUCCUUCUGGCCCGAGGGCCGCACCCCCAAGAAGUACGGUCCUGUGUUCACCAUCGACCACAUCUCGCACAACCACUACACCAACAUCCGCACUUGGGUGUUCCGAAUCAACAAAAAGAUCGUCUCCUUGACCGAACUGAUGGCUGGGGUUAAAGCCCCCCCGAAAACAGUCCAACUGUUCCAGCUGACCUGCUGGCCUAUGGGGCACAAGGUGCCCACCUCGACCAAUUCCCUCGUCGAGCUGAUGAACAUGGUGGAGCGGUGGCGCCAACGCACCGAUUACGGCCCUGUUUGCGUUGUCUCACCGGAUGGGAGGAGUCGGUGCGGGAUUUAUUGCGCCGCCAAUGCGUGCAUUGAACAGGUGAUACAGCACGGGGAAGUUGACGUUUUCCAGGCCGUGCGAACCGUGCGGAGACAUCGGCCACAGUUGGUCGAAAAUAUUACUGAAUAUAAAUAUUGCUACGAUGUCGUCCUUCACUACGUCCUCCACUACUUGCAAAAAGACUUGGAAGAAAUGAAGAUUAAGAGUAAGCAAAACUAAGGCCAAUUCAUCUGUGACUAUUUUCAAGAAAUCUAUUUUGGGAUAAAAGUCAACCGCUGUGUCUAUUUUUGUUACUCCGCCUUUAGACUACUAAAUUACUCUAUUGUAUACUCUGUAAUAAUAAUAAAGGAAAAUUGUUGUGUUAUUUUUUAAAUAAAA